AUGCGACUGCUGAGACCGUGGCAUCUUGCUACGCGACCCCAAUAUGCAGCCCAGAAACGACAUAUAAGCGACCUGCGCCCCUUUGCAGAGGGCGACUUGGUCCUCCUCCGACAGAAGCAAGAUCGGUCCGCGCCACCGAUCUUGACGCGGCCUCUGCAAGCGGGAAGACGCAUCGAGGGCCAUCGGGGAGUUAUCAAGCACGAUGACAUUAUAGGGAGCAGAGUUCGCGAUCUGGUCACGUCGAGCACCACCAAAUCAACCAAGGCAGGCACUGAAUAUAGGCUGCACAAUGUCACGCUCGAAGACUACGUGCGAUUGAGCAAAAGGCUCGUCACGCCUAUCUAUCCAGCAGAUGCGCGUCUCAUAGUAGAUCUCCUGGAUAUGUACCCUGACCACCAUCUUCCGCCGCACCAUGACGACCACGAUACGACAAAGCUAGAAAUCUUGGAAGCUGGUACUGGCCAUGGAUCGUUGACCCUACACCUCAGUCGUGCCAUACAUGGGUUCAACGCGAGUAUUGACUUUCCGACCGACGACCAGUCGGAUUCUCUUUCUCGGCAGUGGAAGACAAAGCGCCAUGCUAUUCUCCAUACCAUCGACGUUUCGCCCAAGUUCUCUGCACAUGCCCAGCUUGUAGUGGGAGGCUUUCGUCAGGGCAUAUAUGCCAGGAAUGUCGACUUCCACGUUGGUGACGUGAGUGAGAAGCUAUGCGAGCUCCGUCGAGCAAGACCGAACGCGCAAUUUGUGUCUCAUGCAUUUCUCGACUUGCCAGCAGCGGAAGGCCAUUUGGCAGCUGUUGCCUCUGCACUGCGAGUCGACGGCACGCUGAUUGUCUUCAAUCCUUCCAUCACACAGAUCAAUUCAUGCGCAACCAAAAUCAAAGACCAGCGGGUGCCCCUCGAUCUGGAAAAGGUUGUUGAGCUGGGCGUCAAUGGUUCAAGCGGUGGACGAGAGUGGGAUGUGCGUUUUGUACGGCCUCGAUCCACCCUAAAGGCAGAAAUGGAGGCAGGGCCAGAAGCAGAGGCAGAGAACGGGCAGGGGUCGAAGAGUGGCCUUCAAGGCAGUGAUGGCUCAAUUAUCUCUGACCUACGAGCAUCUGUGUCCAUGGCCGACGACAAGUGGUCAAUGGUGUGUCGCCCAAAGGUAGGCGAUCGGAUCACAGGAGGUGGUUUCUUGGGCGUGUGGAAGAAGAGACGCACUUUAGUAGAUGCUGCCACGCCGGCGGAGGGGCAGGAGAGUGCCAACUGA
Molecule: messenger RNA, 1248 nt
Organism: Fulvia fulva
Lineage: Eukaryota; Fungi; Ascomycota; Dothideomycetes; Mycosphaerellales; Mycosphaerellaceae
Product: tRNA (adenine(58)-N(1))-methyltransferase TrmI
Exons: 1
Coding region: 1-1248 (415 amino acids)
Biological process (GO): tRNA methylation
Cellular component (GO): tRNA (m1A) methyltransferase complex
Source: RefSeq, a predicted model, not a curated record